Messenger RNA from Aspergillus affinis, 1536 nucleotides. RefSeq names its product putative FAD binding monooxygenase. Bases 1 to 1536 code for a protein of 511 amino acids. The record is from RefSeq and is a predicted model, not a curated record. NCBI's taxonomy places the organism in Eukaryota, Fungi, Ascomycota, Eurotiomycetes, Eurotiales, Aspergillaceae. The transcript has a single exon. Gene Ontology annotation, molecular function: FAD binding.
AUGCCAACACCACCCACCGAUGUCCUCAUAAUUGGCGCCGGCCCAACCGGCCUCGUGCUCGCCCUCUGGCUAACCCGCCAAAACAUCCGCGUACAAAUCAUCGACAAAGCCCACUCCACACCCUCAACAUCCCGAGCCCUUGCCAUCCACGCCCGAACCCUCGAACUCUACCGCCAACUGGACCUAUCCGACGAGCUCCUCUCGCUAGGCCACAAAGUCGAAGCCACGAACAUAUGGUCGGAAGGCUCGUAUCGCGCACGCGUGCCCAUCGGCGAAGUCGGGAAAGGGUUAACACCGUACCCGUUCGUCUUCAUUCUCUCGCAGGACGUGCACGAGCGGGUGCUCGAGAGACGAUUGAAUGAGAUGGGUGUCUACGUGGAUCGGAAUCGCGAAUUGGUUGGGAUUGAUGAUCAUGAGACGUAUGUGAGCGCGAGACUGAAGAGCACGGAGGACGGGGAGAUCGGGACGCGCGAGGCAACCUAUCUAGUCGGUUGCGACGGGGCGCAUUCCGCGGUUCGGCAUCUCAGCGGGAUCGAGUUCGAAGGGGACACCUACACGCAGCUGUUCUUCGUGGCGGAUAUCGAAGCCAGCGGACCGACGAUGAACGGCGAAGCGCAUGUCUCGUUUAACCAGUCGGACUUUUGUCUCCUGUUUGCGUUCGACGCUGGCAAGAACGCUCGGAUCUCAGGGGCCAUUGACGAGAGUCAUAUCACGAAAGACCCGGCCGGGAUCACAUUCGACGAUCUGGCGCCGUCGAUGCGCAAGAACAUGCAGCUGGACGUGAGCAAAGUCAACUGGUUCACGACGUACCGGGUACAUCAUCGGCUGGCGAAAACGUUCCGAAAAGAUCGUGUGUUCCUAGUCGGCGACGCAGGACACAUUCAUAGCCCUGUAGGCGGGCAGGGAAUGAACACCGGAAUCGGCGACGCGAUCAAUCUAGCCUGGAAGCUGGCCGCCGUGGUCCAGGGGAAAGCAGAUCCUGUAUUGCUGGAGACGUACGAGGUCGAGCGUCGCGCGUUUGCAACCACCCUUGUGCAAACCACAGAUUGGGCGUUUAAUUCGAUCGUCGGGAAUGGAUAUCUCGUCAGUUUCUUCCGGACGUGGAUCAUCCCGUACGCGGCCCCGUUUAUGACGCGCUUCGAGAGGUUCCGACAUAGAGUCUUCCGCGGUAUGUCGCAGACGUUGAUCAACUAUCGAAACAGCAGCUUGUCGACGGGGAAUGUCGGGGAAAUUCAAGGCGGCGAUCGUCUGCCCUGGGCUCCGGUGGGGGAUGUUGACAACUUUGACAGUCUUGAUGCGAUUUCGUGGCAGGUGCAUGUAUAUGGCCAAGCUGAUGAGAAGCUAGUGGAUUGGUGUCGGAGGAACGAAGUGCACCUGACGGACUUUCUGUGGAACGAGAAGUAUCAGAGCGUUGGGCUGCAAAAGGAUGCAGCUUACCUACUUCGACCGGACACCUAUGUUGCAGUGGUGGAGCCAUCAGGUCUUCCGGAUCGGUUUGAUGAGUAUCUCGGAACGAACAAGUUCCGGGUGCAUUAA